Talaromyces amestolkiae is the source of this 12054-nucleotide messenger RNA. RefSeq lists its product as uncharacterized. The transcript has 6 exons. Gene Ontology annotation, biological process: fatty acid biosynthetic process; secondary metabolite biosynthetic process. NCBI's taxonomy places the organism in Eukaryota, Fungi, Ascomycota, Eurotiomycetes, Eurotiales, Trichocomaceae. Gene Ontology annotation, molecular function: 3-oxoacyl-[acyl-carrier-protein] synthase activity; fatty acid synthase activity; phosphopantetheine binding. The record is from RefSeq and is a predicted model, not a curated record. The coding region runs from base 1 to 12054 and encodes 4017 amino acids.
AUGAGCGAAAGAAUGAAUGAUGCGCCGGAGCCUAUUGCCAUCAUAGGCACGAGUUGUCGGUUUCCUGGUGAUUGUGACUCACCCUUAAAGCUAUGGGAACUCUUGAAGCAGCCUGUUGAUCUUGUCGCCGAAAUUCCAGACUGUCGAUUCAAUUCAAAGGGCUUCUAUCACGAGAAUCCAGAGCACACUGGUACAACAAACGUCACAAAAGCCUACCUGCUUGACGCAGAUCCCUUUGUUUUUGACAAUGACUUCUUCGGUAUCAGUGCGAAAGAAGCGGAGUCGAUGGACCCCCAACAGCGAAUAAUCCUGGAGGUAAUAUAUGAGUGUCUCGAAUCUGCAGGGUAUUCUAUCUCGCAACUCAGGGGCUCGUCGACUGGCUUUUUUGUGGGUCAAAUGUCCGACGAUUACCGAGAAAUGAUACUACGAGAUGUGGAUUGUCACCCUCAAUAUACGGCAACAGGUAGCGCCCGUUCUAUAUUAGCGAAUCGUGUUUCGUACGUAUUUGACUGGAAGGGACCUUCGCUUAAUAUCGACACCGCCUGUUCAUCCAGCUUGGCUGCCCUCCAUUUGGCGGUUCAGUCCCUAAGGAGUGGGGAGACUGAUAUGGCUGUUGUCGCCGGAGUGAAUCUGGUACUCAAUCCUGAGACGUUCAGUUUUCUUUCGAGUCUUCACAUGAUUUCUUCAUCUGCGCAAUGCCGCAUGUGGGAUGCCAGCGCGGACGGAUAUGGCCGCGGCGAAGGCUUUGCGGCCGUCGUCAUCAAGAAGUUAAGUACGGCACUCGCUGAUGGUGACGACAUAGAAAGUGUGAUCCGAAACACUGCUAUGAAUCAAGAUGGUCGAUCUGCCGGCCUGACGGUUCCUAGUGCAAUUGCACAAACUGACUUGAUUCAGUCGGCAUAUGCAAAAUGCGGGUUAGACUGCGCGAAUGAAGAGGACCGAUGUCAAUACUUCGAAGCCCACGGAACAGGUACACCUACUGGGGAUCCAAAAGAGGCGGAAGGGAUAAGCAUGGCAUUCUUUCCUCACCAAAAGCGCGUUGAAUCUGAGAACGCAAAGAUUUACGUCGGCUCAAUCAAGACGGUCAUUGGCCACUUGGAAGGAACCGCCGGACUGGCCAGUCUGCUGAAGGCUUCACAAGCUGUGAAACACGCUCUCAUUCCACCCAACCUACACUUCUACCAACUCAAUCCAGACAUAGAGCCAUAUUACCAAUAUCUUGAGGUGCCAAUAAGUUUGAAGCCAUGGCCAAAAUUACGACCAGGAACUCCAAGGAGGGCUGAUGUCAACAGUUUUGGAUUUGGAGGAACAAAUGUCCAUACCAUCAUCGAAAGCUGGGACAGUAGCUCUAGAACCGCAAAGUCUCUUUCAGAGCAAGAACCGACUUGGGGGCCGUUUGUUCUCUCUGCCCACUCAUACAAAGCCCUUGUAGGGACAGUUGUGUCGCUUUCCGCAUUUCUCAAGACCAACGCCGACAUUGACCUCCACAGACUAGCUUGGACCCAGCAAUGUCGUCGGACACAUUUCAAAUACAGAGUUUCUUUUUCAACAAAUAGCAAAAACGAGCUUAUAGACAGGCUGGACCUGGCUUUAAAAAAUAACGAAAAGUCCCCUCUAGCUACUCAGGCUACCAAAGUUCCAAAAAUCAGCAUAUUGGGCAUAUUCACAGGACAGGGAGCCCAAUGGUCAUCCAUGGGAAAAGGCUUGUUUCUGCAUUCAGUUUCUUUCAGGCGCACAAUUACGCAGCUCGAGUCAAUCUUGAAAGAUGUACACAAUCCUCCAAGUUGGUCGUUGGCGGAAGAACUAUUGAGAGCAGAUGAUCCGGGUCGAAUCUCUUCCGCUGAGAUCUCUCAGCCACUUUGCACAGCACUGCAGGUGGCACUUGUUGAUUUACUCAAGCAAUGUGGCAUAAUUUUCAGUGCGGUUGUCGGACAUUCAUCAGGUGAAAUUGCGGCUGCAUACGCUGCUGGUAUCAUCAGCGCUAGAGAUGCCAUUAUAAUCGCAUACUAUAGAGGGUACCAUUGUCGAAAGGUACGAGAUAGCAGCGGGAGAUCUGGAAAAAUGAUGGCUGUCGGCAUGACUUUACAAGACGCACAAAGAUUCUGCAGUCAGCCAUGCUUCCUAGGCAGAAUCGUUGUUGCAGCAGAGAAUUCUCGAUCCAGUGUCACUAUGUCAGGAGACUUUGAUGCCAUUGAUGAAGCUAAAAUUACGUUGGACCAAAAUGUAGUCUUUGCAAGAAUUCUCAAGGUCGAUACCGCGUAUCAUUCCCAUCACAUGAAAACCGUCCGAGAUCAGUAUUUCACGUCAUUAAGGAAAGCCAAUAUUCAACCAUUGAGAAAUUGCUUUGCGGGUACUUGCAAUUGGUAUUCAAGCGUAUACUGUUCCAGCAAUAGAAAAGACGUGUCUACUCCCACUGCUUUUGAACAUGAGUACUGGGUGGAUAAUAUGGUAAAUCCGGUACUAUUUUAUCAAGCCAUUACUUCUGCAGUGCAAAAAGAAGACUUUGAACUGGGACUUGAGAUCGGACCACAUCCAUCACUAAGAGGGUCGGCAAUCGAGACUAUCAAGAGCGUUUCCGGCCGCGAUAUUCUCUACCGGGGGGUGCUUGAAAGAAACAAAGAUGCCUUCGAUUGCUUUACAAACUUACUUGGUUAUGUAUGGAAGAAUUUCGACUCGGAAACCCGCAUAAUCGACUUUGCCGGUUUCCAAGAAGCAUGCAAUGGACCAAAUUGGUCGAUGCCGAGAGUACAUAAAGACCUGCCCACCUAUUCGUGGGAUCAUGACAAACCCAUGUUCAAGGAAUCAAGAAUAUCAAAAGAGCGGCGCAUGCGCAAGACUACCUUCCAUGAGCUUCUUGGUCGUCCAAUCUCAAGCAGAAGCAGUCGCGAAGUCCGGUGGCGCAAUAUUCUCAAAUUUGAAGACGUGGAGUGGCUCCAAGGCCAUCAAUUUCAAAACCAGAUCUUGAUUCCCGCCAGCGCGUACCUAGUAAUGGCUGCAGAUGCCGCCGCACACUUGUUCGGACAGGGACUAACAAUUCAACUGAUUGAGUUGCAAGAUAUAUUGAUACACAAUGGGGUUACAUUGAAAGAGGGCUGUUCCGGAGUUGACAUGGUCUUUGACAUCAAACUCAUCCACGAGGAUAUCAGCCGAAAAGUGGCAGAAUUUUCCUGCGUUUGUCGUAAUGUCGAUGCAGCUUCCACGGAAUUUGAAAAAGAGGUUUUCACUGGCCGCGUUAUGGUAACACUGGGGCCCGUUACUGAGAAUAUCCUGCCCAAAAGUGUUGCUUCCAGCCUUCCAAUGACGGAUGUUAAUAUCGACCGAUUUUACUUUUGGAUGCAAAAAGCAGGGCUUCAGUACUUGGACCCAUUUGUACUGCAAUCGAUUGUAAGACGACUGAACUGCGCGACAGUUAUCACAAAACGCAAUGCUGCUGGUCAGUACAUAGUUCACCCAGCAACACUAGACAGUAUUCUUCAAGGCCUGUAUGCAGCGUUCUCUUACCCAGGCGAUGGCCGGAUGUGGACGACUUAUCUCCCAAAAAGCUUCCGUCGCGUUCGUUUUGCUAUGAAUGGAUAUGGGAAGCUAUAUAACGAAGCAAAUUCACAGCUUACUGCUAAUUGCUAUCUGUCAGAGUCAUCUGCAAGGUCUAUACGCGGCGAUAUCGAUAUCUUUUGCCAGAAUGGCCAUACGGAGAUUCAAAUUCAAGGUGCUUUCUUUUCAUCGCUUGAUGUACCCAGUGCUGCAAACGACCGAACAAUGUUUUGGAAAACAACCUGGAAGAGAGGGUUAUCCUCUAUUGUCGAGCUUGAUUCAAUGAAAGAAUCUGGAUCUGGAGAAUUCCAAUUGCAUGAGAUAUGUGAAAGAACUGCGUUUUACUACCUUAGAAAACUUUGUGAAGAAGUUGAAAUAUGCGAUAUUGGGCCCAUGGAUUGGGAGUUGCGAUCUCUGACGCAGUGGGCGCGGGACUAUGUACUUCCUCAAAUACGAGGAGGUAGGCUUCAUAAAUGUCAAAAUAGCGACCAAAUUGAUCUCAAGCUCAUUCACCACUUGGGCUCAAAGUUUCCUAAUAUUCUACGUGGGGAGGAGCCUACAUUGCAGAUUCUCAAGGAAGAUAAUAUGCUCGAUACAUUAUACACUGAGGGCCUAGGAUUUCGCCAGUCUAAUCAGCACCUUGGAAAUAUCCUCAAUCUCUUGUCACAUCAAUAUCCCCGAAUGCGAGUUCUCGAGAUUGGUGCUGGAACUGGCGGAUCUACGGCCACCGCGUUACGGCAUCUAAGCUCCAGUUUCGAGAAUUACACAUUCACUGAUAUCUCACCUGCAUUUUUUUCAGUAGCCCAAACUCGUUUCGCGGAAUUCGAGGAUGCAAUGAGGUUCCAGAUCCUUGACGUUGAAAGGCCACCUGCAGAACAAGGCUUUCAGCCGCAGUCAUAUGAUCUUAUCAUUGCUGCGCAUGUCCUCCAUGCAACCAAGUCAAUCGCUCACACAGUCAGACAUUGUCGAGAGCUCUUACGUCCUGGGGGUCAUAUGAUUCUCCUUGAAAUUACUAACCCCAAGACUCUACGGAUUCCGUUUUUAUUCUCGACUCUACCGGGAUGGUGGCUUGGUCGUGAAGACGGCAGGAAUCAAGGUCCAACACUUACAGAGGCGCAGUGGAAUUCAUUUCUCAGAGAUCACUCCUUCUCGGGCGUGGAUUGUUCUUUCAGGGACUUUCAUGAUGACAACAUGCAAACUUUCUCCGUCAUGGUAACACAAGCAAUAGAUGACCGAGUCUGUUUAUUGAGAGAUCCCUUGAGCCUAGGGAACAGUGUGGUACGCAUUGAAAACUUACUAGUUAUCGGUGGUCAUACUCUGGUACUUUCCAAAUUAGCAACCAAGAUACGAACUCUUCUCAGUCCAUUUGUGGAGCAAAUUGUGGUCUUGCAGAACAUAGAAGAAGUACCGCAAAACGGUUUGAAGUACGGAAGUGCUAUUCUCUCCCUUUCGGGACUCGAAGAGGCGACUUUCUCGCAGAUGAAUAAAACUCGUCUUUCAUCUAUACAGAAAUUGUUCCGAGACGCGAAAUAUAUCUUGUUGGCUACCCGAGGCUGUCGCGAUGAGGACCCAUACGCUAGCAUGUUGGUUGGUGUUGCUCGCACGGUGUCCAGAGAAGCAGAGCAUCUCAAACUCAGACUAGUAGAUCUUGAUUAUCUGAAUACUCAGAAUUACCAAUCAGUGGCAAUCAUGCUCUCUGAGAUGCUGCUGCGAAUGAUAUUUCUUGAUCUACCGGGUUAUAGUGAGAUUUUCUGGAGCGAUGAGACUGAGGUGGCGAUUGAGGAAGGAGCUGUCUUAAUUCCCAGAGUCGUCCCAGAUGAUAAAUCGAAUGAUAUUUUCAGCUCGGCAAGGCAUAAAAAUACUAGGAGUGUAUGCCCUACUUCACAUCCGAUUCAGCUGCAUAUAGGAGACAAUGGUGUUCACGUUACUGCAGAAAUUGAGGCUGAUAAAAAGCAAGAGGACUCAAAUAUAUCGCACGUUCUAUCUUCUUCCCUAUUCUGUUUCGUUUGUUCGGAUGAUGAUCAACCAUUUUAUGUUUGCUUAGCUCAGGCUGCGGUGGAUGAUACCUCCAAAUUAAUAUUGACCCUUUCAGAGACGAAUGCUUCAAUCAUCAAGAAUAAAGAUAGCUCGCAAAUCGCUUACGAGGGUUAUGCAUGUGCAGACGAUUUUCUCUCGUGGAUAUUAACGACGAUAUGCUGCGAAAGCAUAUUACUGUCCGGUACCGGCACUAUUUGGAUUCAUAAUGCGGAUGACUACGUUGGCGAGCUUAUAUGUAAUCUCGCUAAUCGUGGCAAAAUUCCCGUGUCCCUUACCACCAGUCAUAUUACUUCUCGACUGGUUUCUAUCGGCAAAGCAAGUUAUAUUCAUCCACGAGCCACCGAACGUGACUGCAGGUCACGGUUCCCUCGGGAUCUAGGACGAUUCGUGAACAUGGGAACCGAUACAGACAGCCUUGUAGAAUUUGUGACAUCGUCUCAGGGCCAGAUAAUAGCUGUUGAACGCGGGAUACAUGAUGUCAGUGUGAAGGAGAAGAUCUCUCUGUCGCAGAAUAAAUUUGCUCUGCUGAAAUCUUUAGAGUACUACUGUUCCAACUCUGAUUCACUCAAUGUACUGGGACACCUUGAAACAAAGUCUGUGGUCAAGGCGAGCCAACUGGAGAAAUUUUCAAAAAUUGUAAACGCUACAAGUGUUAUUUCCUGGACCGGAGUACAAUCUGUCCCGGUCCCUAUAACACCAGCUGUCGACAGGGCUUGCUUUGCGGCCGACAAAACCUAUUUCCUGGUUGGUCUCACUGGGGAUGUUGGACUAUCUCUGUGUCAAUGGAUGGUUGAUCAUGGCUGUAAAUAUCUAGCCAUCGCCAGCCGAAUGCCAAACGUCCCUCUAGAAAUAUGCAAGAACUUGAAAGAGCAGGGUAUUACUUUGCGUAUCUUUACUCUCGAUGUUACAGAUAUGACAAGUCUGAAGAGUGUUCACAGAGACAUUGUUUCAUCCAUGCCACCUAUCGCAGGGGUAGCCAACGGUGCUCUUGUGGUGCGUGAUCGACCAUUUGAUAGCAUGUCACUGGAAGAUAUGAUGACAGUCUUGAAGCCUAAAGUUAUUGGGUCUGAUAAUUUAGACAGAUUAUUCUUUUCAACUGCUUUGGAUUUCUUCAUUCUCCUCGGUUCAGUCUCAAGUAUUGUGGGCCAUACGGGUCAAGCAAAUUACCAUGCAGCUAAUCUGUUCAUGUCAACACUCGCCAAACGAAGACGCAAAAGAGGGCUUGCAUCUUCAGUGAUGCAUUUCGGGAUGUUGCUUGGAUUUGGCUUUCUGCGCGGACCAGCUGAAGCGAGUCUUGAAGCAAGGUUUCAGCGAGAAGAUUUGCAUGCUAUUUCCGAGCCCGAAUUUCACGCCGUUUUUGCGCAGGCAAUCAUAUCAGGUCGCCCAGAGUCGGGCCUGGAUUCUGAAAUUAUUGUUGGGCUCGGUACGGAGGUUCACACCCCCUGGCGUAGUAUACCUAGGUUUGGUCACUGCCGCGUUAAGAGCAACGAGGACAGACGCGGAAAAAGUUCAAGUCGCCACGAGGGGCAUUCAAUGAAAAGCAUCAAAGACGACCUCAGAGCUGCAGUCAAUGAGAAAGAGACGCUUUUCAUUCUAAAGGAAGCCAUUGCUUGCAGGUUAAGUCUGGCACUUGGCUCUCCCAGUGGGAAGAUAGAUAAUAAGGUUGGAUUGAUCCGCUUGGGAAUUGACUCCUUGGUAGCUGUUGAGAUACGGUCCUGGCUCUUACGAAUAUUACAGAUUGAUAUGCCAGUCUUGAAAUUUCUGAGCGGCUCAUCUCUGAGUGACAUAUGUCAUGAUGUAUUAAAUGAGCUACCUGAUUCGCUGAAGCCGUGGGUCAAUGAAAAAGACGACGAUAUUAAUAGAUCCGACAAGCAAGUCAGAGGGUUGAACCUGGAAAAUACGGCCAUGGACAGCCGGAUUUCACCUACAGUGAGCGAUAUCGACAAAACAAAAACAGAGAGAACAGAUGCAACCCUUGUGGAAGAAUCAACGAGUGGACUAGAUGUGGCCCUGAACUUAUCGUCUCAGGCUACCAUGGCUAACGGAAAGAGUCAAGAGGCAGUAAAAAUCAAGUACGAAAGAAUUGGGGAGAUGUCUCACGCCCAAGCCGAGUUGUACUUCCUGCAUGAGUAUCUUCAAAGCAAUGCCUAUAAUGUUGCCUACUAUGGCCGCUUCAAUGGUCAAAUCGAUCUCAAAAGGCUAGAGAGAGCUCUAUGGCUAGUUGGGAAACUACACGAGGCUCUCAGGAGUGCAUACUUCUUGGAUAAAACGACUGCGAAGUCGGUACAAGCUGUAUUAUCCUCGCCCCGUAUCAUGCUUACACACACAACAGUCUCUGGCAAUAACGACGUACAGAAGGAAAUCAGCGCCGUCAAGGAUUUUCAAUUCGAGAUUGAGAAGGGCAUUGUCAUGAGAGUUGUCGUAAUGUCACACUCGCCUACUGUUCAUACGUUAGUGAUUUCCCACCAUCACAUAGCGCUCGACGGCUUGGCUUGGGGAGUCUUCAUUGCCGAUCUGGCACAAGCAUAUGCAGGAUGUUUGAGCAAAAAAUCAACACAAAUUCCACAAUCAAUCGAUAUUGCUAGAAGAAAAUCAAAGGAAAAUACCCCUGAAAUAUUACAGGACGAUCUCAUCUUUUGGGAGGAUAUCUACCGAACCAUCCCGGAGCCGCUCCCACUUUUCCCAUUCGCCAGGCACAAGACUAGUCCUGUUAUUGCAGAUCAUAGUGUGGACAUUAAUGAUUUCAGCCUUCCUAUUGAGAUGCGUACGAUGGUUGAAAUAACAGCCGCUAGAAUCGGGGUUACUCCAUUUCAUUUUCAUCUUGCAACCUUCGUUACAUUUCUAUCACACUGCCUUGGGGUUGAAGACGUCGCUAUCGGCGUCGUGGACGCGAACAGAACUAAUGCAGAAGAUAUGGAAACAAUCGGAUAUUUUCUCAACAUGUUGCCAGUGCGAAUCGUUCUCGAUCAAUCGGAGCCGUUCGAUGUGGUAGCUAAAAGAUUGUUCAACGCGACUUUGACAGCCACGACACAUUCCCAUGUACCACUUGACGCUAUUAUAGGCAAGUUGGGUGUUCCAAGAUUGGAGAGUCGUCAUCCUUUGUUUCAGGUUGCAAUCAAUUACCGUAAGAGUCUUUUUGAUGAGAUCGAAUUGGGGACCGAUGGGAAGAUUCAGUGGGAUGGUGGUGUUCCAGGCGGAAAUCCCUACGAUAUGCUCCUCAAUGUUGUGGCAACACCGAACUCGAGCAUCGUAUCGAUCAUCACACAACGGAAUUUCUAUAGAUCUUCUGAUGGUGCGCUUAUGCUAAAGUGGUAUACGCGUGCCUUGGAAGCAGUAGCUCGAGAUCCUCAAUGUGAGAUCGGUAGAUGUCCUAUAUCGAACGAGUUUGACAUUUCUGACGCCAUCGAACUUGGGCUCGGGGAUCGUAUGGAAGUAUCAUGGAAGGGUAAAAUUACGGAUCGCAUCGAUGCAGUAGCAGCUGCACUACCAGAGGCUAUCGCCGUCCGAGACGAGGACGGUCAUUGUCUGACAUACAGUGAGAUGACGGAAAGGGUAACUGAAAUCACGCGCCAAUUAUUUUCACUGGUGUCCGGAUCGUACGUGGCCGUGCUUCUGGACCCGGUUGCAGAUGCGGUCUGUUGCGUCUUGGCCAUCUUGAGGUUGAAUGCAGUAUGGAUUCCAUUGGAUACCCGUAACCAUCCACGACGGCUUCAGGCAGUUGUUGAAGAAAGUCGGCCUCAAUUUUUGAUAUAUCAUGAUGCGACGCAAGAGGUAGCGAAACAGAUUACAAGAUCUCUAAACCGAGCUCAUUUGUUGAACAUUGACGGCAAAAAACUAAGUCACGUUGAGAGCAAGGACAAUUUAACGACGCUUACAAACGAAUCGGAUGGUGGUGGGACUUGGAAUGGUCAACUUGCAAUGAUUUUGUAUACAAGUGGGUCUACAGGAGUGCCAAAGGGUGUCAUGCUCACUCAUGAGGGGCUUCUGAACCAGAUUUACGGGACAACGACCACCUUCAAUCUCGGACGCGAGAUAACCCUGCAGCAAAGUCCAUUGGGCUUUGAUCUCAUGCUGGAUCAAAUUUUCCUCGCCCUGACGAAUGGAGGUACAGUCAUCAUGGUUGGGAAACCGGGUCGAGGGGAUCCAACACAUAUUGCCGACCUGAUCGUCAGACAUGGGGUAACUCUAACACACUUUGUUCCAUCCGAAUACCGUGCGCUGCUCAAUUAUGGAAAACAUAUUCUUACAAGAGCUCAUUCCUGGCGGUAUGCCAUGUCAGGCGGAGAGAAGUUGACAUCGGACUUGCGUAGAGCUUUUCGCAACCUACAUCUCGAUGACUUGAAACUGAUCAAUGUAUAUGGGCCUGCAGAGAUAACGUUAGCUUGUGCAAGGGGUAUCAUACCGUAUGAAGAUGUUGAUGACAGCACAGAUCAUCUCCGGCCAUCACCGAAUUACGGUGUUCACAUUAUGGACGAAGAUAUGAAUAUCAUGCCUGUUGGAUUCCCUGGUGAAAUAUGUAUUUCUGGACGAGGUGUUGGAAUUGGAUAUCUUCAACGACCCGAAGAAUCAGCGGCUAAGUUUGUUCAGAAAAGUCCCGACAUGUUACCGUCUCCAAGUGUCAAACUAUAUCGUUCAGGCGACAAAGGCAGAAUUCUACCGAAUGGCACGCUGGAGGUGCUUGGGCGGCAAGACGGUGACAGCCAAGUAAAAAUCAAUGGGUUCCGCGUUGAGCUUGAUGAAAUCGCUAAUUCCAUUGUACGCAUAUCCAAUGGUGUGAUAGUGAGUGCUGCUACUUCUUUGAGGACUGGUCAGCCUUCAGAUCUACUCGUGGCAUUUGUUGUCUUCGACAUUGAGUAUACUGGUGACAUGACCGAAUUCAUAGAAGGAAUCCGAUCCGACCUUCCUCUGCCGCCAUUUAUGAGACCUAAUUUUAUAAUCCCGAUUGACAAGAUACCAGUGACUACAAAUGGAAAGACUGACAGAUGUGCUAUUGAUGUACUGCCUAUACCAGAAUUGUUGGCCUCUACUAACGUGAAAAGCGUUACACAUAGCUUGACUUCCUCAGAGAAGUUAUUGAAAGAAGUUUGGGAAGAAGUUCUUUCGACGCAAAUAGCACAUCUUCUUGGGAACACCCCCCACCAACAGUUGACUAUCCACUCUGGUUCAGACUUCUUCCAGAUUGGCGGUAGUUCCAUCUUGAUGAUCAAACUCAAGGCUCUGGUCGAGUUACAUUUCGGUGUGAUGAUCUCAAUGCCAGAAUUGUUUCGUGCCAGUACUUUGCAUGGCAUGGCCACUCUGCUUGGAGCUUUUCUUGGAAAGAGGCAAGGAGUCUCUUCAGUGCAGACCGAGGCAUCGUUUUUGUCACCUCAAGGCAAUCAAUCGAGGAUGGACUGGGACCUAGAGAUUUCAAGUCUAGUGGAUGGUUUGAAUGUACCAUACUCCGUUCCAUCGCCGAAAAAGCAUUCCAACGGUGAAGGCGGUCUCAUUGUCGUCUUAACAGGAGCAACCGGAUUUAUUGGAAGGCAUCUACUGUCAAAGCUAGUUCAAAAUAUUAAAGUGGCGCAAAUACACUGUCUAGCAAUACGACCUGAUACGACUGGUGCACGACGCCAUGUCUCGGUAAAAAGUGACAAAAUCGUCGAGUACUCUGGCGACCUUUCCACCCUUACCUUUGGUCUUUCUGACUCCGAAUUUAGCUUCCUGAUGAGCAACGCCGAUUGUAUCAUCCACAAUGGUGCUGAUGUAUCUCUUCUCAAGACAUACCAAUCUCUUCGUCGCGCUAAUGUCAUCUCCACACGCACGCUUUGCCAAAUGGCUAUUCCGCGCCGCAUUCCGCUCCACUAUAUUUCUACCGCGUCUGUGGCGAAGGCAAUAAAGAAUGACAAACAGGAGCCACUGUAUGAAGUUCCGGCGUCUCCUAUUGUCACUGACAUACUAAACUCGAUUGAUGGAUAUGCAGCCUCAAAAUGGGUGAGCGAGACACUCAUUGACAAAGCAGCAGCGGAUGGUGAGUUGCCUGCGUAUAUUCACCGGUUGGCGCAUGUUGUUGGCAAUGACGUUUCAGAUUUAGAUGCAGUAGGUAUGUUAACGAAGUACUCGGUCAUGAUGAAGACCCUACCGCGUAUUGAGAAGGGACGUAUCAAGGGCCAAUGGGACUUUGUUACAGUGCAGGAAGUGGCCAGGCAUAUUGUUGAGUCGGCCAUUGGAUCUACCGACAGUAUAUUUUCGAAAACCACAUUCAUGAACCAUUGCAGCGAGGUUAAAGUUCCACAUGAGAGUCUUAAAGCAUACCUUGAAGAGUUUUCAGGUAUAGGUCUGGAAGAAGUUCAUAUGAAGGAAUGGCUUAGGUUGGCUCAAGAAAAGGGGCUUCAUCCACUUGUGUAUGAGUUCCUGACCGCGCUCGAAGAAGGACAAGGACAAAUGGUGCUACCUAUGAUCGCAAAGGGUCUCGGUCCUGGCAAGUCCAAUGGUCGUGUUACUAUUUAA